CUGGAAUUAAUAAUCAACAAAACGACGUAGCAGCUUUUCAACAUUUGAAGCGGAUUCCUGUCAUCACUGUCAUCAGGACACUGCGACCUGUUGGAAAUGUGGAUAUUGUCGUCUGAUGGUGAUUUCCUUCUCGGCAAACGAGUAUGGCUGAAGCCUGGGAAGAAGUAUCUGUUUGGCCGAGUGAAAAGGAACGGAGUGUGCCAUGCAAUCAACAACACAACCAUCUCUCGACAGCAUUUGGUUAUCGAAGUUGGCCAAGUAAAGCCAGGGGCAGGAUUGCAAAUCCACUCGAAAUCGCGGCUCAUCGUUACCGACCUAAAGACGAAAUGUGGGACAAUAGUCGACGGAGAAUCGAUCCAGGGCUCGAGCAAGGAGCUUAACAAGGACGAUCAUGUAAUCCAGAUUGGGAAAUAUCCGCACGUUCUAAGGAUUAAGUGGCACCCUGUCGUUCUGACCUUCUCGUUUCCGUCCAAGGCGAAGGAUCCACUCAAGGAAGUUCUCUGUCGCCUCGAAGGCCUUGAUAUUAAAACAAUCAUCCCCUACGUGGUCGAUAAGACCACCCACGUUGUUCAAACCAGACGCAAUACCGCGAAAGGGCUUCAGGCGUUGAUUAAUGGAAGAUACAUCGUUCAAAAAUCCUACAUUGAGGCCAUUGUAUACGCCACCACCCCAGGAGACCUCGGGAGUGAAGAGGCUAUUUGUCCUCUAGAGGAAGAUUUUGAUGCUGCCUGGCCAGAUCCGACACAAUACCUACCGCCGAAGGGCAGGGAACCUACCCAGAGGCCAGACGCGGCAUAUGAACCAAACCCGAAUAGAAUCAACGUAUUCGAGGGAUAUACAUUUAUCUUCUGCGAUGCUAAUAGAUUCGAGGAUUUACAGGGACCAAUUACAAACGGCCAUGGAAAAGCUUUGCUAUACGAUAUGGAGCGGGGGAGAACCACCGCAGAUGAUGUAGUGAGUUACAUGGAACAAGUUGCGGGGAAUAAGGGGCUGGGGAAUUUCGACGGAAGUGGAGGCGUUGGUCUCGUGCAGUUUCGGAAAGCAGACGAACACUAUGAUUGGGAUGGAGAAACGGAGAACCGCGUCGCUGGGAUAACAGGCCAGAAGGUUGUUGAAACAAGCGGAUUUUUAGAUGCCAUACUUGGUAAUGACGCAUCUUCGCUUCUCCGACCUCACCCAAAGGAUAAUCCUCUACGUCAAUCGGAACGACUCGACGAACAAGCGCCGGUAAAUGAGGAUGAGCCCGUCCCAAUGGAUGUUAGCGACACGCAGGCUGCUAGCCACCCACCAAAAAGAUCCCGUACACGGACAUUUGUCAGCAAGUUCAAAACAUUCGAUGACGGGUUUGACAUGGAUUCUAUUCCGGUGUAUACUUUGGAGCAGGGUGAUGGAUCAGAACAAGCCUCUCAAGCAAUGAUUACGGAGUCGUUACCGGACCAAUCUCAGACAGGUCUCUCGGUGUCCGAGGGCGAGGAUAUGGUCUCAGAACUCCUCCCGGGCGCUGCUGCGAUGAAAGUACACCUUGCUGGAAGUCGGAAACGAAUAAAAUCGACUCCUGCGCUUGAAAGCUCGCAAAAGCCCAAGAAAGCGAAACUGAAUGUAAUGGAGGCCGCCCGGCAACGUCGUAAGGCUGUUGAUGAAGCAGCGAUGCAGCGGCGGGAACAAGAAGUUGCGUCCUUCCGUGCGAUGACCGAAAGCGUGGAUAUCGGACGAUUGCGGAACCUUGCGAUUGUUGAAGAGAUGGUGGUGCCAGUCAUGUCUCGCGAACAAAUAGACCCGGCCGAUAGUGUUCGAUACGAUCAGCGCUGGAAUGGCCGAAAGAACUUCAAAAAAUUCCGCCGAAAGGGACAUGGCUGUUCAAUCCCUCGCACGGUUCAGCCUGUGAUCGUGCCCCUGGAAGAGGUUAAGAGGAAGGACUUUGGUCUUGGGGGGGCAUACUGGAGUACGAGCCAACCCAGGGCCCGACAUCAUACUACGAUUGGAAGGAAUGAGGAAACUCCGAGCCCUUCACGGCGCAUUAUUACCCAAAGCAAGUCAUCCACUCGGCCUGCAAGCAUUGGUAAGCGGCCCCGAGAUACUCGAGAUGCAAGGGAGUCUGAUAGUGAAGAUUGUGUGAGAUUCCGCUUCCGACGAAGGAAGGGAAGAUGAUAUAUCCUUGAGGCGGGAUUUCAAACCAAAAUUCGAAUGAUCGGAAUGCACAGCUAUUUGAAAUCGAAAAGUCGGAAACCAUGUCUUGUCGCUGUUCGUAGAGUGCCGUUUUUUUGUUGUAAACCAGGUCUUUCCUGUAUCUUAGCUUCCAACUAUAGAUAUAGUAGUAACGUAAGCAUGCACUCACAACUCAGUUGAUGCCCGCUCUGAUCAUGUUAAUCUUAAUACUGGCUUCCAUUGUCUUGAGACAGUCACGAAAAUUGAUUUUUAUUAAAGAAGGCUGAAAUAUGCUUUAACAGUGACUUGAAAUCAAACUUUCUCUCUCUUUAAAAAGCAUCUGCUUUAUUGUGAUGAAUGUGUUUAUGUAGAAUAGUUGAACAUUGUAUUGGCAGAGCUAUUUACAAAGAAUCUAAUAGUGGUUGAUCACAUGAUCUAGAGAGAUUGUGUGGGAUGGUUAAUCCUUAUCUCAGUAAACUCAGCCACUCCACUCCGAGCUAACUCAAUCCGAACUACUGCUACUUUCUGCCAAGUCCUGCUAACAUCUGAGCCAAUCAACUGUCACAGAGCUUACACUAAACCUAAAUGAGACAUCCCCAGCAAACUCUUCACAGAGUGUCUGAGAAAAAACAGUUUCUAUUUAUUAGUAACACAGAAAUAAUUUACUUUAAUUAUAAUAUUUAAGAUAGAAUCACUGUAUAAUAUCACUUAUAGAUCAUUUCUCUAUUAUCUUGAAGAAUUAAUUUUUCAAUUUUCUGUUGAUUGAUGUA
Blastomyces dermatitidis ER-3 is the source of this 2915-nucleotide messenger RNA. RefSeq names its product DNA damage response protein RcaA. Gene Ontology annotation, molecular function: damaged DNA binding; protein binding. The transcript is spliced from 6 exons. Bases 97 to 2148 code for a protein of 683 amino acids. Lineage: Eukaryota; Fungi; Ascomycota; Eurotiomycetes; Onygenales; Ajellomycetaceae. Gene Ontology annotation, biological process: mitotic G2 DNA damage checkpoint signaling; double-strand break repair via homologous recombination. Gene Ontology annotation, cellular component: Mre11 complex. The record is from RefSeq and is a predicted model, not a curated record.